Molecule: messenger RNA, 3616 nt
Organism: Melanotaenia boesemani (Boeseman's rainbowfish)
Lineage: Eukaryota; Metazoa; Chordata; Actinopteri; Atheriniformes; Melanotaeniidae
Product: oocyte zinc finger protein XlCOF6.1-like
Exons: 3
Coding region: 469-1731 (420 amino acids)
Biological process (GO): central nervous system development; regulation of transcription by RNA polymerase II
Cellular component (GO): nucleus
Molecular function (GO): DNA-binding transcription factor activity, RNA polymerase II-specific; RNA polymerase II cis-regulatory region sequence-specific DNA binding
Source: RefSeq, a predicted model, not a curated record
GGAAGGUAAAAGGAACGGACCCAGUCUUUACUGUGUUGUUUGGUCAGAGAAUAAAAUUGAGGUAGAAGUUGAAGAUCUCAAGGAUCCGGUUUAUUUAAUUUCAGAAUAUUUUCUGCAGCAUUAACUGACGCUUUAAACUACAGUUGGAGACUCCGACGUAACGUGAAUACUGACGCUUGUUCGUUUCUGUCCUCUGUGGAGACCAGUUCGCCGGAGAGGAAAUAACAAAGACUUGUUAUCGAGGGUAGCCUCGUCGGGAAGGAAGGAAUGACAACAUGCGUGACGCUGCCAAGAUGGCGACGGUGGGAACGCCCAAUGAGCUUCAGUUCAGCUCUUCAGAAACCUACGAGUGACGUCCCAGAGGCUCCUUCCAUCUUGUAUAUACAGUCUAUGGUCAGGAUAAGUGAGACAUAGUGUUCCUUGUAAACGAAGUCUGGACCUAGAUUCCCAUCUCAUUAAAGAGGAACUAUGGCCCAAUCAGGAUGGAAAGCAGUUGAUGAUGGGAUGGUGGAGAGUGUCACCAGUUUACCGAUGAUGAUGAUGUCGACUCUGAAGAGUGAAGAUGAUGAUGAUGAUGAUAAAGAACUUCAGCCUUGGUCAUCUUCACUCCAUCUUCAUCAAACCAAAACUGAGGGCAACACAGAGGAAGAGACUCCAACCACCAACUCAGCUAAACAGAUUAAAUCAGAAAAUGAUGGAGAAGACUAUGGAGGGCCCGAAAUAACCAGUAAUCCAGACCCAAACAUUUGUUUACAACCAAAUAGUGACAGAAAGGCUUCAGGCUCUUCUGAGAUACAUUUGUCACAUUUUGGACCUGAAAUGGAAGACGGUGAUAAAAGCUGGAAUGACAACAAGGCACAUGGAUCAGGUGUAAACAGUGAUGUGGAGUCUAACACGGCCAAAAAAUCACCAAGCUGCUCUGAAUGUGGUGAAGAAUUUCACGACCAACGAUCUCUCCAGAGACACUUAACAAAAAGGUCUUUGAGCUGUUUGAACAGAAAGAAAUGUUUUAAAAGGAUACAACAUGUAAAUAUCCAGGAAAGAGUUCACACAGGAAAAAAGGCAGUUCAAUGUGAUGUUUGUGGUAAAAUCAUUAGUCAUAAGGUAAAUCUGAAGAUGCACAUGAGAAUCCACACAGGAGAGAGACCAUUCAGCUGUAAUGAAUGUGGACAAAGAUUUAGUCAAAAUAUACACUUACAGCUACACAUGGCAAUCCACACAGGAGACAGACCAUUCAGCUGUGAUGUAUGUGGACAUAGAUUUAGUCGAAAGGGGCGCUUAAAGGAACACGUGAAAAUCCACACAGGAGACAGGCCAUUCAGCUGUGACGAAUGUGGACGAAGAUUUAGUCGAAAGACACUGUUAAAUGAACACAUGAGAAUCCACACAGGAGAGAGACCAUUCAGCUGUGAUGAAUGUGGACAAAGAUUUAAUCAAAAUUCACAUUUAAAACAACACAUGAGAAUCCACACAGGAGACAAACCAUUCAGCUGUGAUGAAUGUGGACAAAGAUUUAGUCAAAAGACGACUUUAAACCGACACAUGAGAAGCCACACAGGAGACAGACCGUUCAGCUGUGAUGAAUGUGGACAUAGAUUUAGACACGAGACAGGCAUAAACCAACACAUGAGAAUCCACACUGGACAGAGACCAUUUCCCUGUGAGGUUUGUGGUGAAUUAUUUAGGUGGCGUCGCACUUUAAAAGCACACAUGCGUCUCCACACAACAUAGAAGAAGCACAGUUGCAGGACUUCAAUGCAAAUCUGUAAAUAAUGUGUUGUUUACAGUGUAGAUAUGUGCUGGUUAAAAGAUCUUCAGGCAGUAUUUCAUGUAAGUCACCCAAGAAAGACUCACCCGAAAGUCAGACUCAAACUAAAACCAUCUCUUAACUGGGUCUCAACUUGUUCUACAAACGCAGCUCAGCUUUAUUUAAUCCAGACUAAUUCCAGACAGACUUGAACAAAGGUCUCAUUCUCUUUGUCUUUUGCCCCGUACUUACUGACCACAAAACAAUUCUCCUAAAAAGUAAUAUUACCAGUGAAGUUCACAAAGUCUUUCAGCCACUGGAAAUUAAACAGUUAAUUCAGCUUUCAGUUCAGUUUUAUUUGUAUAGCGUCAGUUUACAUCAUUAUCUUAGGGCGCUUUACAGACAAUCCAAUUCAAGCCAAUUUAUUGUCAUCCAGUCUGUAUUCAUACAAGCCAAUUUCUAAUAAAUAACAGCCUAGUUAAGGAAAACCAACAGAUUGCAUCAAAUCUUGACUUUGUUUAAUUCCCCUAUCCUGAGAGCACAUGGAGCAGUGGGUGACAGUGGAAAGGAAUAAUUCCCUUUUAACACGAAGGAAGAACCUCCAGUAGAACCCGGCUCAGGGAGGACGGCCAUCUGCCUCGACCAGUUAGGUUGGAGAGGACAGGAAAGAGAGACCAACAGACAAUGCAGCUUUUAGCCAGGAAUACCUGCUGAGAAAGGAGAAAUGCGUUAAUGAUGCAAAUACUAUCAUGACUUACAUACUUGAAAGAUAAGGAGCAGAGAGCAGAGCACUUGUCAUGGAUAAGUAAAUCUGAGUAUCAUCCGCAUAGCAAUGAAAGUUUAUAUCAUGCUGUCUAAUGAUAUCACCUAAGGCAGUGUUUCCCAAUCCAGGUCCUUGGGACCCCCUGCGCUGCAUGUCUUAGACGUGUUCCUACUCCAACACACCUGAUUCAAAUUAAUUAACUUCCUCAUCAAGUUCUUUGCAUCCUGUUAACGAGCCAUUCAUUUAAUUCAGGUGUUAAAGUAGGUUUACAUCUAAAACAUGCAGGGCAGGAGGUCCCGAGGACCUGGACUGGGAAUCACUGACCUAAGGGAAGCAUGUACAAUGUAAAGGUAUAAGUGCAAGUACAGAACCCUGAGGGACUCCACUACUUACUCUGGUGUAUGAGGAAGACUCAUUUACAUAAACAAACUUAAAUCUAUCAAACAUCACUUAAACCAGCCUCAUUCUGUUUCUUUAAUCCUAAAGUUCAAGCCUCUGUUGCAGAAUGUUGUGAUCAGUGGUGUCGAAUACAGCACAGAGAUCUAACAUGAUAUGUACAGACAGGAGUCCUUUAUCUGAAGCUGUUAAAAGAUCAUUGGCAACUUUUACCAGUGCCGUCUCUGUUAAUUAUUAUCCAACAGAGAAUUUACUAUAUCUGCCAAAAGACUUAUUGAAAAAUACUGGAAAAGGCUAAAUCAUACACUCAUUGGUAAAAACAAAUUGGGAGUUACUGAAAUAUUAAAUCAGAAAUUUGCUAUUGACUUGAGCAAGAAUUCAUACGUUAAAAAUGUUGGAUGAUGAUGAUGAUGAUGACAUCACAUACUGACAAACUUCAAGAAGAGGUGGAUGAUAUCUAUGAGGAUUCUACAGUUCUAUUCUACAUGAGGAUAGAGCCAAGGGAGCCUUGAUCCAUUCAAGACUGAAAUGGAUUAAAGGGGGAAUGUUUAUUUUUUCAGUAUGGAAUAGGGCUGCAAUGAUUAGUGGACGUUGUCGGCAAUAGUCAACCAUAAAAAUAGUUGAUAACAAAUUUACCCGUCGACUAUUGUCGGCAAAAACAACAACAAAAAAAAAAAAACUACAGAGUGAGACAUCGUCUUCUUUCCUAU